This is a messenger RNA of Nicotiana attenuata, 2825 nucleotides long. Its product is annotated as subtilisin-like protease SBT1.2. Gene Ontology annotation, biological process: proteolysis. The coding region runs from base 97 to 2403 and encodes 768 amino acids. The record is from RefSeq and is a predicted model, not a curated record. Lineage: Eukaryota; Viridiplantae; Streptophyta; Magnoliopsida; Solanales; Solanaceae. The transcript has a single exon. Gene Ontology annotation, molecular function: serine-type endopeptidase activity.
CACCCAAUUUUUUGAAUUCUCUUCAAAUACCUCAUUCUUUGUUCCAAGAAACAUGCAUUCUUUUCCAAGCAUUGUUGAACCAACACUACUAAUUACAUGGAAUCCAGUACCCAUUUCUCCUUUCUUUUUCUUUUACUAUGUGUUGUUAUCAUACAAGCUCAAGAUUUGCAAACCUACAUUGUUCAGUUGCAUCCACAUGGAGCAACAAGACCCCCUUUUAGCUCUAAGCUUCAAUGGCACCUUUCUUUCCUUGCAAAAGCCAUUUCCUCGGGAGAAAACUCGUCCUCUCGCCUUUUGUACUCUUACCAUUCAGCUAUGGAAGGCUUUGCAGCUCAACUCACUGAAGCUGAGCUUGAGUCUUUAAGGAAAUACGAUGAUGUGUUAUCGAUACGUGCAGAGAGGAGGCUUGAAGUUCAAACUACUUAUUCAUAUAAGUUCUUGGGACUAAGUCUGACGAGAGAAGGUGCUUGGUUGAAGUCUGGAUUUGGUCGAGGGGCGAUCAUUGGAGUGUUAGACACUGGAGUUUGGCCAGAAAGUCCAAGUUUUGAUGAUCAUGGAAUGCCUCCUGUUCCACAGAAAUGGAGGGGUAUCUGUCAAGGUGGACAGGAUUUCAAUUCUUCAAGCUGCAAUCGCAAGAUUAUUGGCGCGAGGUUUUUCAGCAAAGGACAUCGUGUGGCCUCAAUGACAUGGUCACCAGAUUUAGUGGAGGAAUAUGUGUCACCUCGGGAUUCCCAUGGCCAUGGCACACAUACAGCAUCCACUGCUGGAGGAGCUGCGGUGCCAAUGGCUGGUGUGCUUGGAAAUGGAGCGGGGGAGGCACGAGGAAUGGCCCCGGGUGCCCACAUUGCAAUAUAUAAAGUAUGCUGGUUCAGUGGAUGUUACAGCUCUGAUAUUCUUGCAGCAAUGGAUGUAGCCAUCAGAGAUGGAGUAGACAUAUUGUCACUCUCACUUGGUGGCCUCCCCGUUCCACUUUAUGACGAUACUAUUGCCAUUGGCAGUUUUAGAGCCAUGGAGCAUGGAAUUUCAGUUAUAUGUGCAGCCGGGAAUAAUGGUCCAAUCCAAAGUUCAGUAGCCAAUGGGGCUCCUUGGAUUGCCACUAUUGGCGCUAGUACACUUGACAGGAGAUUUCCAGCAUUAGUCAAGUUAGGCAAUGGAAAGUUCCUGUAUGGAGAAUCUUUGUACCCUGGGAAGCAAGUUCCAAGCUCAGGUAAGAGUCUUGAACUCGUUUAUAUCAAGAAUGCAGACAAGGGAAGUGAAUUUUGCUUGAGAGGAUCGCUUUCAAGAGAACAAGUCCAGGGAAAAAUGGUUGUGUGUAAUAGGGGAGUCAAUGGAAGGGCAGAAAAAGGCCAGGUCGUGAAGGAAGCAGGUGGCGUUGCCAUGAUCCUAGCAAACACAGCAGUAAAUUUAGAGGAAGAUUCUGUUGAUGUCCAUGUCAUUCCAGCAACAUUGAUUGGCUUCAAUGAAUCAACUCAGUUACAAAGUUACCGUAACUCGACAAAAAGGCCAACAGCUAGAUUCAUAUUUGGAGGAACAGUAAUAGAAAAAUCAAGAACACCUGCAGUAGCUCAAUUUUCGUCAAGGGGUCCUAGUUAUACCGAUCCUUCAAUUCUCAAACCCGAUUUGAUUGCUCCAGGGGUAAACAUAAUAGCUGCUUGGCCGCAAAACUUAGGCCCCAGUGGCCUUCCAGAGGAUUCAAGAAGAGUAAAUUUCACUGUUAUGUCAGGGACUUCUAUGGCUUGUCCUCAUGUUAGUGGAAUUGCCGCAUUGCUCCACUCAGCUCAUCCUAGAUGGACUCCAGCAGCAAUCAAAUCCGCAUUAGUGACCACUGCAGAUACAACUGACCACUUGGGAAAACCAAUCAUGGAUGGAGAUGCACCGGCUAAGCUUUUUGCAACUGGAGCUGGACACGUUAAACCAGAAAGAGCCAUCGAUCCUGGACUAAUAUAUGACAUCCGGGUUGAUGAAUAUAUCACUCACCUCUGUACCAUUGGGUACAGAAAUUCUGAAGUCUUCAGCAUUACUCAUAGGAAUGUCAGCUGCCGUGACAUUUUACAGAAGGAGAGGGGUUUCAGCCUGAAUUACCCCUCAAUUUCAGUAAUUUUCAGGGCAGGAAUGACUAGAAAGAUGAUCAAGAGGAGAGUAACAAACGUAGGGAACCCUAAUUCUGUUUACUCAGUUGACAUUGUGCCACCUGAGGGAGUCAAAGUGAGAGUCAAACCACGUCGUCUGAUAUUUAAACAUGCAAACCAAAGCUUAAGUUACAGAGUUUGGUUUAUGUCAAGGAAAAGAAUUGGAUCUCGAAGGAUGAGUUUUGCCGAGGGUCAAUUGACAUGGGUCAAUCUAGGAAAUAAAGCCAACAAAGUUAGGAGUCCUAUUUCAGUCACAUGGGCAUCAAUGAAGUGAAGGCUAUCACCAAUGUCACAACAGUAGCACCAAAUGUUCAUUGUUUUAGUUCAAACUUCCAAUUAGAGAGUUCACAUCAUAUUAGAAAUUGAUGUUAGAGCAGAUACAACUGAGAGGCAAAGAUCAUCUUUAUCUUCCGAUAAAGAAGAAAUGAAUUAUAAUCAUUUGAAUGCAAUGUGUUUUACCAAGUAGAUGUGUCUCCUCAAUGUUCAGAAGCAUUAAUUAAUAUCAGAAAUGAACAAAUAUCAGGAGAAAAGAGAAUAAAGAAAGCUAUAAAAGGAACUAGAAGUAACAUCUAACUGUAAAUGGAUGCAGCUAUCUUGUCAUUUAUCAGCAUGUUGCUGAGAAGAUUUUUCAAGUUUACACCUUUUGAACUAAUUACUCAUAAACCAAUAUGGCAGACAAAAAUUUCAAGAAAUUGG